AUGGAGGCGCCAAUUGAGCCCCAGCAUUCAAGUCUCAAGGAAGAAACCGAUUCGAGCCUGUUAAACGAAACGGCCGCAGCGUACCCGGCACAUCCAGACCCGGUAGAUUCAGAGAAACAAUCGGAGCACAGCGAUCAGGGCAGUCUUAAAGAAAGCAUGCAGAUUACGGCGCAAGACAGUGGAUAUAACUCUUCUGGCUCUUCAGGACAUCAAUCUCCGGUCGAAACCCCGAUUGGCAGAGUGGAAGAUGGCGAGCUCAGUCGGACACGCUCUAGGGCAUCUAGCCGUACUUCGAUCUCCUCUAUUCCCGCUUCAACAUUAACGAAUCUACCGGACGAAACGAAACAGGCAACUAUGCUCGAGGGACAGGACUACAUGACACAACCUUGGAAUCAUCAUGCGCCUCGGACCAUUCAUACGAUCCGACAGCGCGAAGCUACUUUUCGGAAACUUAGCUCAGUAAGGUUAAUGCAGAUGCAUACAGAAGAUGAAGGUGAUGAUGAUUACCACCUAACACCGCCCAGACGCCGGGGUAGCCAGCGCGUCUCCGACAUAUCCAUUCGCUCUGCCGGUUCCUCGCCGUUCAAGAGAUCCCCGUUCUAUUCUCCAACGGGAGCAAUUGCGAAGCCUAAAGCCAAGAAGGAAUAUCAACUUGUUCUUCUUCACUGUACUCUGCUGUCACCAUCGCUCCCAGUGCCAGGGUUGAUCGGACACCCGAAACGACAGGAUAUUCUGAGAGAGGUUUUACCUCUAGUGUACUGGAAGAGAUGGAAGUUGCUCGAGGAAAAGAUCGGCUCGGGGGUCCUUCGCGAACGCGGUGUUCUCAUUUCUCAUCCAGAAGACGGGUAUGAUCUGCUUGAAGAGCGACUAUUAGAAAGCUUGGAACUGCAGCACCCGCGACUCGAUCAUGGUCACUUCAUCGGACGUGGCGAAACCGAGUCAGAUGAUGAAGACCGCUUGGCAAUGGAGGACAGCAGCACAGAAGACGAAGGAGAAGAAUGUCCGGAUUGCGGGGGCCGGGUUGUGAGGCAGAAUACGACCCGAAAAUGGGAGGUCAAAGUGUUCGCCGCCAAUGGAUUGAUGAGGGCAGGUGCUUGGGCCGCGGCCUGGAAAGAGAUGGAGAAGGUCGAUGUGGAGGUUGGGCUGUGGCUGCCGCCCGACGUUCGAGCAGAUCUGGAGAAACGACUGGCCGAGGACUUGUCCCACGUUGACAACGGUCUUCCUAUUGCCUUGCUGCAGGAACCGGAGAAUAUACCAGUGGAGCCUUCGGUUCGUGCUCUCACACCGGGUCCUCUAAAAGCCGAUACGCCCCUUCAGGUUACUCAAGCCCAUGACGGAGAUCUCCCGCCAGCAUCCCCUGACGAUACCACCACCAGGCCGCAAGAUAAUCAGAAGUGGGACCAGUACACGCCAAGGCUGUCAGACGACAUUGAUCUACAGACACUGCUGGUGAACUAUAUCCGUAUCCUGGCCAGUGACCGACGAAAUAUUACCAUUGUCUUUCUCAGCGUCUUGGUCUUUUUCGUGGGCAUUAACUCUGGAUCAGCCUCGCAUGAGUCAAAUUUGCGGCCCUUUCCCUCUUACAUACCAGAGUAUACUAGUUCGCCCGUGGUUUCACUGCAGCAGUCUGCCACCCAAACGUGGACGGAGAAGACGAGUUCUCAAACUUUAUCUGUUGCAACCCCAGAUUCAACGGUAAUACUUGCAUCUACUGGCGCCACUGAAUCAUUUAUGGGCCUUGACCACGUUUCAGUUGCCCCGGUGGAGCCUUCUAUGGCUGUACUGGAGGCGGUGCUGCCAUCCGAAACUGACGCCGCGCCUGUUAGAAGCGCAGAGGUUAUCUCGGAGAAGCAAGAGGAGCCGCAGCUCAGUGAGUUUGAUGAAAAGGCGCUACCAGAAUUGGAUGCUGAGACACCUCCUGUGGAAGAUACCAGCCCCGAUUCAGAGGAACAAGGGCAGUCGGCGUUUCCCAGCGAUAUCGCGUCCGAUGGACUUCCACCAAUGGAAAUCGCUAAUUUCGAGGAUUCCUUCACAGAAAAUACUGAACCUCUCUCCGAGGAGCACGAGGAACCGGCUCAACCCAAUGGUUUCAAACGAGAGGAGCUACUAGAAGGUGAUACCCUCCUCGUGGAAGAUACUCAUCCUGUCUCUGAAGAACAAGAGCAGUCAGAUCAUCUUGGCGAGGGUAUCACAGAUGGACUAUCACCACCGGAGAUGGAUAACCUCUCUAUUCAGAGCUCUGAAUCCACCUCAGAGAAACAAGAACACACAGCACUGCUCGGUGAGAAUGAGCCAGAGAAGCAUUUGUCAGCUGCAGAGGAAACCUCGUCGUUUGACUACGUUCACCAUAACGCCAAAGAAGAGCCUUCUCAACCCAGCGAGACGACACUAGCUGAGCCUCUGGGCACAAAAUUGAUAGUCGAGGAUGGCGGCGAGGACCAGACCUUACUCGCUAGUGAUGACCACAACCAGAACGAGGCCGACGUCUUCGCACACCAGAAUGACCAUCAUGAAUUAACUUUACCAAACGAACAUAACGACAACGAGAAACAUGAUCUGUGA
Molecule: messenger RNA, 2562 nt
Organism: Aspergillus mulundensis
Lineage: Eukaryota; Fungi; Ascomycota; Eurotiomycetes; Eurotiales; Aspergillaceae
Exons: 1
Coding region: 1-2562 (853 amino acids)
Source: RefSeq, a predicted model, not a curated record